Centropristis striata (black sea bass) is the source of this 2263-nucleotide messenger RNA. RefSeq names its product neuronal differentiation 4 (gene neurod4). Gene Ontology annotation, molecular function: protein dimerization activity. The transcript is spliced from 2 exons. Bases 574 to 1626 code for a protein of 350 amino acids. NCBI's taxonomy places the organism in Eukaryota, Metazoa, Chordata, Actinopteri, Perciformes, Serranidae. The record is from RefSeq and is a predicted model, not a curated record.
GAAGAAUAUGGAGGUCUAUCGGAAAUAUUGUGGCUGAUUCUUGUAAAAUGAGGCUAAAAGUUUGAGUUUGUGGGGAAAAUGUUCUGUAAACUGCAAUGUAACAUCAAGGACAUCUUAUUUAAUAUAUUCCCCUGUAUUCCAAUCUGUGCGUAUUGUCUGGACCCGGACCCUGCCAGUGUCUCAGCAACUCCUCAAAUACAAAUAAAGCACUGAAUGUCUUACAAGUGCACCCGGACGCGCGCUCAGUCCCCCUCAUUCACUCAUUUGUUGGAUGAAACUUCGAGAAAGGGGCCUGGCCACGAGCCCGCCACGCGCGUUUGGGUGAGUUGAUUGUGGGUGGGGCGCCCGGGGGAGGGGCUUAGCCGGGUUGAAGGCAAAGAAAUGAGCCCGGCUGUGCCAUUUGGAGAUGAAAGUUCCACACGCACUCAUGGUGAUCUAAGGAAGAGUUUGGCACACUGGCGGAAACAACGGGGACUCUGGAAUAAUCACUACUCUGCAGGUCUUUUUUUCAAUUAGCCUGAUUUUUUUCUGUUAUUUUGUGCAGAGCGAGCAGUGAAUCCAAACAGAUCAAAAAUGAUGACCAAACCAUUUGGAAAGAGCGGGGAUAUGAGCGAGCUGGUGAACUCCCUCGGCUGGCUGGAGGACGAUGGCAGCUCUCAGGAUGGAGAGGAGAGUCACGACCUCACUGUAGGGGGCCGAAUCCACUCCUGCACAGAGCUGGGCAGCGAGGACAUGGAGGAGGAAGAAGAGGAGGAUGAUGAGGAGGAGAUUGGACCAAAUGGAGAACAGGCUCCCAAACGGAGAGGCCCUAAGAAAAAGAAGAUGACCAAAGCAAGACAGGAGAGGUUUCGUGCCCGGCGAGUCAAAGCCAACGCCAGAGAACGUUCACGCAUGCACGGGCUGAACGACGCCCUGGAGAACCUGCGCAGAGUGAUGCCCUGCUACUCCAAGACACAGAAGCUGUCAAAGAUUGAGACUCUACGGCUGGCACGCAACUACAUCUGGGCUCUGUCGGAGUCACUUGAGAGUGGCCAGUCCCCUGAGAGCCACGGCUUUGUGGAGAUGCUGUGUAAAGGUCUGUCUCAGCCCACCAGUAACCUCGUGGCCGGCUGCCUGCAGCUGGGACCCAGUCCAAUAAUGCUCAAUAAGCUGGACGACAAGUGUGGAGGCCCGGGGCUGGGUGGUGUGGGGGGUCAGGCUGGCCAUCCCCUCAGCUACCCAUCUCCAGGCCUUCCCAGCCCCCCCUAUGGCUCCCUGGAGGCUUCCCACCUCCUCCACAUGAAGGGAUACAAGGGGCCCGUGUACGACAACCCCUCCCCUAACGAGUGCAGCAGCGGCACCCCGCCGUAUGAUGGGCCCCUCACUCCCCCGCUGAGCAUCAGUGGCAACUUUGCCCUGAAGCAGGAGCCCUCUCCCCAAGAGUCAGAGAGGAACUACACAGCACACCAUGGCCACCACGCCCACUACCUCUCGUCCCACCACUACGCCACUUCCACGGCUGGCGGUCUACCAGGGGGGCCUCCGGGCCACCCACUUUUUCAAGCUUCACGCUAUGAGCUGCCCCUGGAUGUGGCCUUUGACUCCUACACUCCCUCUCACCUGGUCGCCUCUCAGAUGGGCAUCUGAAGUUGACCAGUGACUGAUUGAACUUCUGUAAAAACGAUGGUUGGGUACUGACUGUACAGAGAAACUGGUUUGCAUUAUUUUGUCUGGUACUCUGGGAGAGCACUGAGACUCACCACCUCAACUCAAUCUACCUGAUAAACACGCACCCAAUAAUAUUUUAUUUAUUUUUUGUUAUGCUCAUGUUAUUUGGAUUAUGAGUUUACCCCUUAGUUGUUGCAGAAUGACUUUUUUUUUUUUUUACCAAAUCAGAUAUUACAUGGAUGUUAGUGAACUUAAACAUCUGCAUAAGAAAAGAAAUGAAACAAAAAGGUCAUCCACCUAAAUCGUGCACUGAGGCCUAACAGCCAACGUCCCCCUCAUAAGAAACAUAGGAAAAAGCAAUGCAUUUAUUUAUACCUGUAUUUAAUAUUUAUUUUGAUUACGUCUUGUCCUUUUUAUAUUUUUACUCAGCACAGUUUUUGCCAUUUUCACCAUCUUCUUGGUUUUGUUGUCAGUCACUAGCAGCUGUACUGUAUUUAAUUUAUUUAUUUGAGGUCUUUCAGGUACUUGUUCAGUUUGUGUCACAAUUUUCUGUCAUACUGUACUGUUGUAAAUAUUUUGCUGUUUCGCACUUAAUUGAAUAAAUAUUCUUAUAUUA